UCCCACAGAGAGAGUUGAAUGGGAUCCCAGUGUGCUCUGGCAGGAGGCGGGACGGCAGCAGACAGACAGCUUCAGAGUCCUGGACGAGGUUUGACCCAAAAGGAUCCAGCUGCUCGACUUUAAUCGACAUUCCUCCGUCUGAUCGACCCAAAGGACCGGAGCCAAACGGUUAACGGUUAACGGUGCGUAAUUACGCACGGGGACGACGGAUCCGCGGUGCGGUCGCAGUGGAAACCCGCGGACAAAGGACGGCAGACGGGCUGGAGUACAACUACUGAGUUGAGAAGAGAGGAGUAUCGGUACAGGGGAAACGGGGGGAAACCUGGAGUCGGAAGUGAUUUGUCUUUUUUUCGGAAAUGUAAGAAGAAGAAGCGUUUGGAAACCGAGCAGAAAAAAGGACUAAAAAGUGUAGUGGUGAGUGCAAUCAGUGCUCAAACAGCAUCCAGAUCCUCGGAGCAUGGGAGGAGUUGUCUGCGAGCUGUAAAAUGUACCCGCUACAUCGAGAGAGGGAGCAGCCCAUCUUCAGCGCCAGAGCUCAUGUCUUCCAGAUCGACCCGGCCACCAAACGCAACUGGCUGCCGGCCAGCAAACACGCCGUCACCGUGUCCUUCUUCUACGAUGCCAGCCGCAGCGUCUACCGCAUCAUCAGCGUGGGUGGGACGAAGGCCAUCAUCAACAGCACCAUCACCCCCAACAUGACCUUCACCAAAACCUCCCAGAAGUUUGGCCAGUGGGCAGACAGCCGGGCCAACACCGUCUACGGCCUGGGCUUCUCCACGGAGCAGCAGCUGCAGCAGUUUGCAGAGCAGUUCAAAGAGGUGAAGGAGGCGGCCCGUCUGGCCAGAGAGAAAUCUCAGGAGAGGUUUGAACUGGCCAAUCCUGCGCUCAACAUCGCAGCUCCAGAGCUCUCCCAGGAGUUGUCGGAGGAGCGUCAUUCUCCGCCGCUGCUCACAGUCAACGGGCCGGGCGAGGAAAAGCUGUUUCGCAGCAAGAGUGCCGAAGUGGAGCUGACGGCAGAGAAAGAGAGGGUCAAAAAGAUGCUGUCUGAAGGGUCCAUGUGUGAGAUAAACCUGGAGGCUGAACUCUUCACCCUGCAGGACAGUAACUCCAAGCUGGUGGAAGCGCUGCAGGAAGCCAACAGCAGCGUGGAGAUAUGGAAGAAGCAGCUGGCUGAGUACGAGGAGGAGACCGAUCGCCUCAGAGACCAGGUGGCAGAGCUUGAGUCCCAGCUGGGGCAUCCUGCUGCUGGUCAGACUGCUAGAGAGGAACUGAGUCGGUCGCUGGAGGAGCUGGAAGCCCUGCUGAGUGCCAAAGAUCAGGAAAUUCACAAUCUGCAGAGCAAGAAAACAGAUGUGGGUGAGCUGGAGAAGGAGAGAGAGGAGGCCAUGCAGAGACUCCAGGAUCUGGAGAGACAAAACGACGACUUGGAGGAACGGGUCCAGAGUGCUGAAAAGACGCUGGCGUCCAGCCGGGAGGAGCAGGGCCAGGCGGAGGUCGAGGUCCGACGCAUCAUCGACGUUCUGGACGUCAAAAUCUGCGACCUGAACGACUUGAGACAGAGCCUGGCGAAAGUCAUCGACAAAUAGCCACAGCAGCAGUUGGGCUGCAUCUCCACAGUCAGCAAAGGUUCCACACAUGUGGCCUUGAUUUGUGUUUUACUGGUUCAUUAGCAGAGCAACAAUCAAAGCAAUAUGGAGGGAAACUUACAGGCGUUUACCUUCAUGGAUCAGUGCAGGUAAACUGCAGGUAUAAGAAGCCUCUUUAAGGUGUUAUGUGCAGAAUAAAACAUCAUCGCAUUAAUACUGCAACCCUUGUAUGAUUAUCAUAAACAGUUGACAUUGUGGUCUAA
Molecule: messenger RNA, 1849 nt
Organism: Sebastes umbrosus (honeycomb rockfish)
Lineage: Eukaryota; Metazoa; Chordata; Actinopteri; Perciformes; Sebastidae
Gene: homer3b
Product: homer scaffold protein 3b
Exons: 11
Coding region: 486-1586 (366 amino acids)
Biological process (GO): G protein-coupled glutamate receptor signaling pathway; regulation of store-operated calcium entry
Cellular component (GO): dendrite; cytoplasm; plasma membrane
Molecular function (GO): G protein-coupled glutamate receptor binding
Source: RefSeq, a predicted model, not a curated record